CCUACAGGUAUCUUGUUCGGGAGUGAAGUUUGAACACUUUCCAUUUGACAGUCAGGGCUGCAUCAUGCCGCUUCAUGGAUAUAACGGAGUCAGGUUCCGACUGAUGUCCUUCAGCGACACAUCCCGGGACCAGAUAAAGACUGACAGUGCCGAAGUGGUGUCUCAGUUCAUGCUGAGCAGGGUACAGCUGUCUGGGACCUUACAGUCAUUUCUCACCAACGUCUCAGACUGCAGUUACUUCAGGCAAUCGUGUGAGUACAAUGCUGAGACGUGCCCCUUCACCAGCUCUAAGGACUGCCGCACGACUGUGGGGGAGUGUGCGAUGGAGAAGGCGGACUGUCCCGAGGAAGCACGCAGGGUAUCAGAGGAGGCGCGCAGGGUGGCUCGCAGCGCUAACAACCUCCACAAAGGUUUGAAAGCUUUGAACCGUUCGUGUUGAACUUGCCUUCCACUCAAGUACAACGGCAAGAUAUUCAGGGAGACGCUUCUGUUUAUUAGGUGUACAUAUUUUGACCAUCAUCACCAUGACACUGUUAUCAAGAUUCGCUUGCAAGCUCAUCUUUGUCGGUACAAAUAAUUCUGAAGUGUAAUUUCUAACAGAAAAAGUUUUAAUUUUCGACUAUCCAACUAUCGACUAUAGUCUUUGUCACGGAACGUGAGUUACGGUUAUGCAGAUAAAACAGUGUUAUGGUGUCCAUGUAUGAAAAAUUGAUUUACUAGUACCAAUAUCGGAUAUGUUAGUGGAUGAUUAGGCUUAACAGGGGCAGAGGUGUACCAUAAACUUCAGCAACUUAUGAUUAU
Molecule: messenger RNA, 801 nt
Organism: Branchiostoma floridae (Florida lancelet)
Lineage: Eukaryota; Metazoa; Chordata; Leptocardii; Amphioxiformes; Branchiostomatidae
Exons: 3
Coding region: 65-439 (124 amino acids)
Source: RefSeq, a predicted model, not a curated record